Oncorhynchus keta (chum salmon) is the source of this 1840-nucleotide messenger RNA. Its product is annotated as bifunctional methylenetetrahydrofolate dehydrogenase/cyclohydrolase 2, mitochondrial-like. The coding region runs from base 680 to 1720 and encodes 346 amino acids. Gene Ontology annotation, molecular function: methylenetetrahydrofolate dehydrogenase (NADP+) activity; methenyltetrahydrofolate cyclohydrolase activity; methylenetetrahydrofolate dehydrogenase (NAD+) activity. The record is from RefSeq and is a predicted model, not a curated record. Lineage: Eukaryota; Metazoa; Chordata; Actinopteri; Salmoniformes; Salmonidae. Gene Ontology annotation, biological process: tetrahydrofolate interconversion. Gene Ontology annotation, cellular component: mitochondrion. The transcript has 8 exons.
GUGCUUCGCUUUCCAACUAGCUCAAAGCUAGCUAGUUGCAGUGUGCGCACUUCUGCGUGUACCACCAGCAUGGUAAAGCAACCGAACGGUUGAACAUGUUGAACACGUGUAGGCACAGAACUGCUCCAUUGACAAUGAAUGACUUCCACCCGAAAGCGAAGACGUGAGCCAUAGGUAUACACUUUGAUGGAUAAAUUGGAUUUAUUCAACAUGUGCACCACACAGAACCAACCCACUGCAACUGCAUCUGCCAAUGCUGAAAGGCAAACGCAGCGUGAAUGUAUCUCUGGUGUACCAAAACGCAAGGAUGAUGUGUAGGUUUGAUCGAGGCUGGCUGAAUGCACAACGCAACAUUAGGAAGUAGCAUUAGCCAGUAGAAUGUGGUUAAAAAACCCAUUUAAUAAAGAAAGUAUGCAUAUUUUACACGUCGUCGUCGUCCCCCCGCCUUCUCGCCAUUAAAUAUUGUUAAGGGGAACAUCUACGCAUUUGUAGCGUGAAUGGAGAAUGUUUUCGGUGUGAACCGGUUCACGGGGAUACAAGUUGAUUGCCCGCUGCAUACAAUGCAAUUGGACAGUACAAUGAAACUAUCAAUACCAAAUAUCGCCAUCUGCAGGCCGUUGGGCAACCCCCUAUCCACAGUCACACACACACACACACACACAGCGGCGGGGCGGGCAACAUGGCGGCCUCUAUCUCCCCGCUACGCUCCUCCUACAGGAUUUGUAACAGUCUGUCCUUCCACCACUACCGAGCCAAACUACGGAUGCACAGAAAGUGCGAGAGCCAGAGAAGACAUCUCCAUGCGUCAGUCACCAGGCAUGCUGCAGUGGUGGUGUCAGGGACAGAGAUGGCUCGUCAGAUUCACAGAGAGAUUCAGAGGGAGGUGGAGGAGCUGGUCACUGGCGGCAACAUGAGACCCCACCUGGGUGUGGUGUUGGUUGGGGACGACCCGGCUAGUCGCACCUACGUCAGGAACAAGACCAGAGCUGCUAGUAUACUGGGUAUCUCUAGUGACACUGUGGUGAAACCUACCUCUGUCUCUCAGGAUGAACUACUGGAGCUGAUAGACAAGAUGAACAGAGACUGGAAGGUCUCAGGUCUGCUGGUACAACUACCUCUACCAGGGCACAUCAAGGAGCGUGCUGUGUGUAACGCCAUAGCUCCAGAGAAGGACGUGGAUGGAUUCCACAUCGUCAACAUAGGGAAGCUGUGUCUGGGCCAGACGUCUAUGGUGCCUGCUACACCUGCUGCUGUGUGGGAGAUCAUCAGGAGAACAGGUAUCGAGACAGUGGGGAAGAACGUGCUGGUGGCCGGACGCUCUAAGAAUGUAGGCUUGCCCAUCGCCAUGUUGCUUCACACAGACCGCAACCACCAACGCCCUGGAGGUGAUGCCACGGUAACCAUCGCCCACAGGUGCACCCCCAGAGAGCAGCUGAAGGAACUGACCCGUCUGGCCGACAUCGUCAUCGCAGCUGCAGGUGUGCCUGGGCUGAUCACAGUAGACAUGGUGAAGGAGGGGGCAGCGGUUAUCGAUGUGGGUAUUAACCGUGUCCAGGACCGGACCACAGGGAAACUACGGCUGGUGGGCGACGUGGACUUCGAAGGGGUGAAGGAGAAGGCGGGGUUUAUCACGCCAGUUCCUGGAGGGGUGGGGCCUAUGACGGUCGCAAUGCUGAUGAAGAACACUGUUGCUGCUGCCAGAUACGCACUGACGCACUGACACACACACACACACUGACACACACACUGACACACACACACACACUGACACACACACACUGACACACACACACACACACACACAGACACACACACACACACACACACACACACACACACA